CUCAUUAACAUAAUUGCCGUUGCUGGACGGUGCAUAGAUACACGGGCACCCCAAAUGCUGCAGAGAAAAUAGAGAGAAACACACACACACCACACACACUUACACACAGAGCACAGACUCCCGCUCCAGUUAUCUUAUAACACCGUGAAUGCAGCACUCCAGCUCCCCCAUACAUUCCCCGUGUUUUAUGCGUACAUGUUUUACAGUACUUCGACCGUGCAUGGAAUACAACAUUACACCCGGGUCUACUGCUGUGCACCGCAAAGCAUAGGGGAAGCCUGUCUGGCAUAUAAUUUUCUGGCGGGAUACAAGGGGAGAUCCAUUUUUGGUUUGGGCUCGGAAAAAUAGGGGUAUCCUCGGCUCUUUACCCAAUACCCAAUGACCGAGUCUGUAUGUCGGCUGUAGAAGGAUCUCGGUGGAGUUAUUCUAGCUGGCCAUUGGCUCGCAGGUAUAAGUUGCUGGUCGUGGAGAUGAGAGAACGGGAGAGAGGGCGGGAGAGAAGCCCUCAACCAUCGCCAGGGUCUCAGUCGCAGAAUGACCGAAGCAAAGGAUCAAAGGCUUGCUGCUUCUGCUGGUGCUGCUGCUGUAGUUGUUCGUGCCUAACGAUGCGGAAUAAUUCUAGUGAUUCUAACGGGAAAAAGGACACACCUCUCGACAUAGUCAACGGGGAUUCAAACGAGAUGCCGACUCUGGACGAGAUCCGGCUGUGGCAUCAGUCGUUUGAUACCCUCAUGAGUAGCGGAAAGGGUAGAAGGAAAUUCCGAGAGUUUCUCCGCUCGGAAUACAGCGAGGAGAACUUGCUCUUCUGGCUUGCCUGCGAGGAGCUUCACAAGGAAACCAAUUCGGCAUCUGUAGAGGAGAAGGCAAGACUCAUCUACGAGGAUUAUAUAUCCAUUCUUUCACCAAAGGAGGUUAGUCUCGACUCGAGCACACGCGAGAUAGUGAAUAAUAACAUGGUAGACCCUACCAUACACGCGUUCGACGAGGCCCAAAAACAGAUCUACAUUCUCAUGCUACGGGACUCCUUCCCGCGAUUUUUAAAUUCCAAAAUGUUUCGCAACCUCAUGGAGACGGUGAGUCGGAGGGAGCCUUGACUAGAGACUAGCGCGUCGUUAUGGCAACGACCCCACACGUCUCGUCUCACAUGGUGGAUGUGGCAUACACCAUUGAUGACUUGUUUUAUUAAUUAGGUUUAUUUCUUCUGUUCGUUGUAUAAUUCAACAUACUCUCGAGAAAACAUCUUCAUCGUACAAGACUUAUUUCGUAUCAUGCCGUCGUUGCGAUAUACUGUAUUUUUGUGUAGAGUUAUGUUUCUUUUUUAAACGAAGUGGUCUUUUAUUUCUUAUUCGUGUGAAAUGUGAGGUGUGACAUUAUCUGUAGACAGAAUGGCACGCAUCUCCAGCAGGAACCGGUCAGAGCUGACGCUUGAUGAGCCGGGUCAUUUAGAACUUUCCCACUUAGAGAAUCUGGCCAUCAGAAAUGGCGCGAACGUCACUCAAUUUGUAGUGGACACAAGAUGAACUUUCGUGUUUUUUAAAUUUAAUGUUACUGUCUCUGGAUAGCGAGGGAAUAUCGGAGUUAACAUCAGAGCAUGGAUAAGGUUUAGAGAAUGCUCCUUUCGUUUCACAUGAAGAGUGAUUGUUUCGCACGUUCAUCUGCACAAAACAAUGAUGUGGUAGUGUUCAACGUGUCGCGUCCUUCAGCUGUCUGUGUCACGUGAUUUGACCAUGUCAGGUUCCGUGGUACCAAGUGCUCGUCACAAGAACAGCAAAUGUGUGUAUCAUGUUCUUCAACAGCGUCUAUAUAGUGUGAAGACAUUUUUCAACCAAUUAUUGUGUGUGUUUAAAAGAAAUCUGUUUUUGACGCACGAAGCACAAACACCGUAGAGAAUUGAAAAACAAACUGAGAACAUGAAACUGUGAAUUUUGUCAUGCAUUCAUCAGGAAAAAUCGUAUACGCUUUUUUAUAACCAACAACUUGAGCUCGCGAAAAGAAAUAGUGUUAUUACUGAACUAUUUUGUUGUCCAUUGACGCGUGGUUUACCUAUGGAGGCUUCUCCGGAUGAAUGGCGGUGUGUAUGAUGAUGGAAUCGACAGAUUGUUUCUUGUAAUUCCUCUGUCCUAAGGAUAUAUAUCGAUCAUAUCGAUUCUAUUCCAUCCGUUUUGUGCAUCCGGGUUUUCAAGUGUCCUUUUGUUGAUAUCUCGUUUGUAACCAAACAAAAGACAGGCAUGAUGGACCUUGAGAACAUUAACAACUCAUAAACAAGAAACUGAUAAUACAACUGUCGAAAGAACAGCGUAUCAAAAGCUUAUUUCUUCCAGGGAAAUUUACAAGUAAUAUCACAUGUACAUUCUGGCUUUCUUCUAGAAUGCAAUUGUUAUUUCCAUUCUUUUUUGUGACAGUUUUUCCUCGACUUUUUUCUGACUCAAACCUCGUGGAUACUUCGCUUUAGUUGCCUUUGAGGACCACCAAUACCUUCCACAAACAUUUCAGCGAAAUCUACCCGUUCGCACCAAUGACAUGACGACCGAGCCUCGUUUAGAAACUAUUUGGAGAGGAAGAUGGCAAACGACAAUACCAACGAUGCUUCACAGCCGAUAUGUCAGAUUUUUUAUUGAUUUGUUAUUCGGUCAUCUAGAGUUGGAAAUGAAAAUGACCGUUUAUUUGAUUGAUUGUUUUAACUAAAAGUGAUAGAAGAGGGUGGCCCGAUGUUCACGGCUUCCAGAUAGAUCUAGAACUGUCGAAGUGGAAGCAUUCUGAAAGGCUGUGUGCUAUGUACAGCGCACAUGCAGGGUUGAGACAAAGGAGGGUGCUAUACGUGUAUUGCAGAAGGACUCAGGAACUACCAGGAUUGAACCGAUCCAUGGUAGACAUACAGACUCUACAGUUUAACUGGACUGAUGUUGAAACAGCAAGGAAUCAGACAUCUAGGUGGAUCUCUAGAUACGUUGUGGUGAUAGGACUUGGUACUGUAACUAAGCAGGUUACUAAUAAUGAAGUGAAAACGAAUGUUAGGGUAACAAACUCUAAGACUCUUUCAACAGUUUAAAUGAAAGAUCCUUGGGUGAAGCUCAGGGGUAAAUAGUGUGUCAAGAGAAUCUUCACAAAUUGGGUAUUAUCUUUUUAAAGAUACGCUACAAUCUGUCAUUUCAAACCCAUUGUAAAUGAUAUACUUAUAGGUCUGUUUGAAAGUCUUGAAUCCGAAUUCAGAGCAGUUUUGAAGCCUCGGACAAACAUUGUGGCAAGUUCAUUAUCAAUAAUGAAGAGAAUAAUUUCUAACAAGAUACAAUCAUUAUGGGCAAGAAAUAAAUAUUUUGUUUGUACCCCUCUCUCUUUUUCCCUCAGUUUCUCUCUUUCUCUCUUUUCUGUCAGACAACCAAAUUUUGGAUUGUGAACAGUCUGAAUGGGUUUUUGAUCUAGGCGUUUCAACUUCAACAACCCAUUUCUCUUUCCUGAGACACAAAUCUGGCUCAACAACAGUAAUUUUUGUUCAGGGUAGCGUUUCACGAAACCGUCGUAAAUACAAGUUCGUCGACAACCCAUUGGAAUCGCGUCUAUUAAAUUUAUCACGCGUUUAAGUAGGGUGUCGGUGAGCUUGUACUCAGGACAGUUUGCCUAGUUCUCCGUCUCGAACCCAAGGCCGGCCCGAUUGCGUCACUUGGUGGUGGUAAAUUGACAUAUUCUUAUCUUCCCGUGUCAAGCAUUGUAAACAGUGAUUGAUGUUGUAUUUACAAUCCUUGCCAGAGUGAACUCUGACACUCUGAAACGUAUUUUUGAAUAUUUUAUAAGCCAAUUUAGACAAGGAGAUAAAAAUGUCAUAGAGGAAUAGGGCAGUUAUUAAGAUCCAAUGAAACUGAUGGACAUGCCUUUUUGAUGUUAACGAGAACUUGUUUCCACUGGAAAUUUUAAUGAAGUGUUAUGUUGCAAUUAAUGACCCAUCUUCUUGAACCUAAUGAUAACUAAUGGUUUUGCUGUUGAGAUUAUCAAGGUUAGUUAUGCAUGUUUUCAAGAGAUUUUGGAGCUUCUGUUUCCAUUGUUUGACAAAGCGUUGCUGUUUGCCAGGACUUAGACUCCUCUCCAGUGCUUGUCUUGCAGUUACGUGUUUCUUGGGUUUUUAAGUAGAUAGUUCUCUACACAGACAAGACGAACAAACGAGGUUCAAACGGCUAACGACGAGUCUACUAUAUUGACGAAAUUUUAGAGAUGAACUAAACACGUGUAUAUAGUAUUUGAUAGAAUUAUACGUAAGUGUUUAAUAAGACACAAACAUCAGACAGUAAGGCUUGCGUUAUUCUAGCUGCCUCUACAGAAAGGGACCAAAUUUACCAAUAAACAUUUUCUGCCAAUGUUUCGAGCGGUAGAACGUGUGAAGGGGUCGCAAGCCGAUAAUGUGUUCACAUUAUCACAUUUUUUGAAUAUUCCAGUUUUGUUGUUGGUUGUGAUUCUUGGUGUGUAAGUAGAUGGAAGAACCUUGCAGCCAGUUUUGAACAAACUACUCGUCAUGAUGUCGUUUUUUUUAACGUGAAAGCUUCUUUAAGUAGUUAGUCCCAGUGUUGCUUUUAUAGAGCUUGCGAAAAUACAUUUGUGUACCGCAGUCAUGCUUAUUCAUUCAUUCAUUCAUUUCAUUUUUGGCUUCUUUCUGUGAGUACAUUUGCUUUUGCUACGCCUUAUACAUCUAACCUGCCAUAUUUCACCUUAAUCAGGGGGAGGUAACCACAGUAUAGAGUUAUCAUCCGUAUGCGAUAUGAUGAGGGGAAUAUCUACUUGUGAUCAUGAAGAAGGUAAGAAAUAAGAUAUUUCUGUAAUUGUAGGUGCCUGAAGCCAAUUUUUACUAUAUAUCAAGAUGUAAUAACCUCGGAUGUGGUUGUGGUUAAGGGGUAUAUUCCAUUUGAGCGAAUGUUCUGAAGGCAGAAGACCUGUGCCCGGCAUAGAACCUCUGCCAGGUUCGCGAGACCGAAAUGUCAAAAGACUAAAGUUACCUGCAACUUGAACUUCUUACAAUACAACCAAAGGUCCUUGAGACCAAAUACUCGCAGACAGCUAAUUGUUAAUACCGACUAUACAACCGACGAGACCAGUGACCAAGAAGGCCGACAGUGUUACCCUUGCAAUCCUUCUGAGGUUAUUAUGAGGGUUUGUGCAUGAGAGGGACUGGUCGGUCUCGUUUACUGUUGGUCUCGUGGGCUGUCGAUCUAUAUCAAAAUGUCCCAGUCGAUAACAACGUGUAAUGGACCUAAGGGUUCUUGUGGCACUGUGAUAAUUACUGUGAACCUAGAUUAUGGCAAACCAUGGUUCGCUAUAUCGUUGAAUUUAAUGUCAGCAAGUCAGAAUUGUGACAAUUCUUGUUGAAACAUUUAACGUAGACUGUCGAAUAUGAUUAUUGUCCAUCGUUGAGAAACGUUCUCGAAAAGCCGAGUCGUGGAUUUAAUUCAAAUGUGUUACUUUUAUAUCUGUUACGGAUAUUGAAGUGUUUCAAGGACUCCUAUACGGAUUUCAAAACAAGAAUGGAAGGGAAUCAUAUUUCUAUUUGUUAUUAAGAAUGACUAGUGCUUAACACACGUGAGGAGAUACAGGGUAGAACACACUAACAUGUCAUGUAUAGAAAUUGUAAACAAAUUGACGAAGAAAGGCUGAAUUAUUGCAAAAUUCUCAUCUAUAAUUUGUUUAUUAGUAACAUUUGCGUUCGGAUGGAGGGCCUUCCGACCAUCACUGCCUGAUAGUACAUUGAAAGUAAUCACCAACUUACAAGUCCUUUCCUUUCCUGCAGGUAUCGGGAAAGUCCGAAUGUAAUUGGCAAACCAAGCUGUGGUGAUAUAUAUGGUUAGGGGAUAUUCCGACCAGAAAAUAAAGGUUCCUGUUCAAACCUGGUCCGAAUACAAUUACUUAAAGGGGAAUCCAACUUUGGUAAAGCAGACUUUUGAAAUCUUACUGAUUUAUUUCAAACUUUCUCCAUUCUGUUUAAUCUCUAAUUUUUCUACUUUCAUUCAGAGUAACGUAUUACAUGUACAAAGGUUGGAUUGCCCUUUAAUAUUAUUAUCGAAACUGAACCAAUCUUUCCCUAAACGUUGGUCUUUUCCUUUUAUUGGGAUCAAAUCAGAUAUGCUACUUUUUACAGUCUAAGCUAAAUUUAUAAACAAUUCAAUUACUGUCACGACCAUGUCAUAUUAAUGUUGAAUAUUACCUUGAAAUAAUAUUUAGUCUAACGCCCUCCUUCUUAAACCAGAUAAUAUAACAUCAAAGGCUUAUGGAAAGUAAUAUUGUUUGUUAACUCAUUGCUAUGCUGUGUAUAUUGAUAAACAUGGGGGUACGUAAUAUCCUGAAAACUAUGCUAUCUUUGUUUGCACAAUGAUGUUAAUUGUCAUACCAGAUUAAAAUUAGGACAAGUCAUUGGUAAAUGUCUGCGCAAAACUGGUUGAGUUCACGAAAAGCUAAAAGAGACAUCUUCGCAAGCAACGAUGGUAACUGGUAUAGUUCCGCGCAAAAUCAGUUUGUUAUGACAAUUAACAUCGUUUUCAUUAUCCCUACCAUGAAAAAAAUAAAUAUUUUUCAGAAUAUGGCCCCACAAUGUUAAACAUGUGUAUGGAUUUUAAAAGAACGCAAGGGUUGUAUUUUAUUCUUCUCAAAGUAUUCGUGUGUAGUCCCUUUUUUAGAGAACACCAUGUGUUUAAUUUGUGUAAUCAAAUUUUAGAUGCCAUUGCCAUCGCCAUCUCGUUCUUGUUUAUGAUUUGCUUGUGCAAUAGAUGCUAAACAUGAAAAGGAAAAAGUUGUUUUUAGUUAACUGAUUGUACGUAGAUUUUCUACCAAUGAGACAAAUUUUCUAUUUGGAUGUUUCAAAGUGUGGCUUUAUGUGUCCAUCGAGUUGUAUUUUUGAGAUUUCAAUUUUUGUUUUAAUUUUAAUUUUUUUCUGGCUGACCAGUGAUGACAGUAGAUAGGUCAUAUUUUAGUAAAUUUUGUCAAAAUCUUAAUAUUUCUGGUUCACCACGUCUUGCUGACAGUCGUAGAUGGGUUUUUUUUUUAUUAUUAUUGAUAAUGCGAUCGCAAAGACUUUCAAGAAACAAAACUUGUGCAAUGCCAAUAGCCGUGUCCGUCAUGCAUGGACACGUGCGAACAUUACAAUGGUGCAUUGUGCAUAAUCCCAACACGAUUGCUAUGGGAUGUACAAUAGGGUAUUAAAAAUCGCCCUUGAGUUGAUUCCCCCCCCCCCCCCGGACAGCUAAAUGGUUUUGUUUUAGCACAGAUAUUGUGUGUAUGUAAGGGGACAAUUCGGUAUUUAUAAACAGGCCUAUUAUCUAUAGAUUUUCAAUAGACGUUUCGUGGUCUCGUGGAGCAGAUUCCGGACUAUUGACCGCAAAGUAGUGACAGAUACGGGGUUCAAAUCCCUGCCACGGCACUAACGUUAUGUAUAGCAAGACGUUAACCUACAUUUUGCUACUCUCUACCCACGUGAAUUAAAUUGGUAACCAGACAGAAAGAAUACAAUUCCUUGAAUGCGGGCCUUGAAUGCGGGCCUUGAAUGCGGGAGCGCCUUUAUACCCAACCUUGCCUGUACUUUGAUAUGAGUCAAUGAUAUAAGAAAGCUAAGAUAUAGUUUGUUUAUAAACAAGCGAUUCAUUUGAUGAGAAGUCCUAUGCAUGUACUCCUCAGAGAAUUCCAGAAUUACAAUGGGAAUCACAGAAAUUAAUGAUACAUAAUAAAAGUAAUGGCCAAAGAUUUUACGGACGAAGUUUAUUCCGAAUAAUUGUUUCUAUUUUCUCCCCAGGGUAAAAAAAAAAUUCGGUCCAUGUUAGUCCCUUUCUCAGCAAGACGUGGGAAUCAGUGCUGUGUGAACGAAAUAGUUAUUAUUUGUGAUUUUUUUUUCUUUUCUUAUACUUUUUAAGCUGGAAAAGUACAGUCAGCGCUCGUGUAGCUUAUAAUGCCGUCUUUGUAGCUGUGAUGUCUGUUGGUAAAGAAAAAAAGUUUAAACAGGAGUCCAGAAUUGAUUAAAAACUGCACGACACAGAUUGUGACGUGAAACGUUUCAAAAAA
Molecule: messenger RNA, 8025 nt
Organism: Strongylocentrotus purpuratus (purple sea urchin)
Lineage: Eukaryota; Metazoa; Echinodermata; Echinoidea; Camarodonta; Strongylocentrotidae
Product: regulator of G-protein signaling 20
Exons: 6
Coding region: 393-1094 (233 amino acids)
Source: RefSeq, a predicted model, not a curated record